AACCCCAUCGAAGAAUAUUUCCUGUCUGACCGGAAAAACCUUUGUUUAUUAUUUUCAAGAUGGCGGCGGGAAUGUAUUUGGAACACUACCUUGACAGUAUAGAAAACCUGCCAUUUGAGCUACAGAGGAAUUUCACUCUGAUGAGAGACCUGGACACACGGACCGAGGAUCUGAAAGGGCAGAUAGACUCUUUGGCUUGUGAGUGCACGUCAAAUGCACACACCCUCUCCUCGGAGCAGAAGCUCUCCCUGCUCCGCCAAAUUCAGCAGUCGUAUGGCAAGUGUAAAGAGUUUGGAGAUGACAAGGUCCAGCUGGCCAUGCAGACCUAUGAGAUGGUGGACAAACACAUCCGCAGGCUGGACACAGACCUGGCCCGCUUCGAGGCAGACCUAAAGGAGAAAAAGAUUGAGAGCACCGACUAUGACUCGACCUCCAGCAAGGGAAACAAGAGUGAGCUCAGGGGGCCAAAAGAGAAGAAGGUGGCUCGCACGAGGUUGAAGGCGAAGUCAGACGACGACUGCAGCCCCAAGAGCGGGCAGAAGAAAGUCAAACUAACACAAACGCCAGAGUUCACAGCCCCUACAGUGAACUUUGGGAACGUCCACCCCUCGGACGUGCUGGACAUGCCCGUGGACCCCAACGAGCCCACCUACUGCCUGUGUCACCAAGUGUCUUAUGGAGAGAUGAUCGGCUGUGACAACACAGACUGCUCCAUUGAGUGGUUCCACUUUGCCUGCGUGGGGCUGACGACAAAACCCAGAGGAAAAUGGUACUGUCCAAGGUGUACUCAGGAGAGGAAGAGAAAAUGAACCCAGAGACGAUCAUAACCAACAAUCAUAACGCUAGAGGGAUGUAGAGUUUACAAAGGAGGGUCCAGUGUUUGUUUUGAAACAUGGCAAGCCCUCCAUAAACAUCCAUAAACACUAACAUAGACUCUGCUGGGUCAUGUUUAAUAGGUCACACCAUCACGAGUUGGGUUGAAACGCAAAACCAAAAUGAGCAUUUCCUAUUGGACCAAGUCCAAGUAGCCCCUCCCCUUUUUCAGUGUGUGUUCUUCCGUUCAGUGUCUAAUGGUACUUCUGGUCUGCUAUCCUGUAUACCUCUCUUUGUCAAACAGAAAGAAGAUGGACAUUUGACGGAGGUGUAGUUACAGCUGUUAGCCUAAUUGAUGUUCCUCAAUCAUGACUAUAUAUAUGUUUUUUUAAUUGUUUAACUUUUUGAUGGUUGCUUUAAUGCUUAUUUAUGCAGAGUACUACAGGGACGUAUACCCUUCUUUUUGCUUCAUGAUAGACUGUAACAGCGACUCGUACUGGAUGCUUUUAUACUGAACACUAUUCAGCCCUGAUACACACCGAUCACGUGUAUCAACUCUUUUGUUCUCCAACUAUUCUCUAUAUUCUCACUGGUUAUUUCCAUAACAGACUUUUGGGGGGCUGAAAAGAAAGUGGGUUGAUUAAGCGGAGUCGUUGAUGUAGCUAGAUUGUCGAUUUGACUGAAAAGGAGAAUGUACAUACCUAGAUGUGCUAGUUCAGAAUGCUGUCGGAAGCAAACUGCACCAAAUUUCUCUCUCAUAUUCAUUUAAACAGCAAUCACCUGAAUUGCAGGUUGUUUGCCCAAAAGAGCAGGAAUUAGUGAACUGGAAAAUGUAUUGAUAACUGAAUCUAGAUGGUAAAGCUUUAAAAAAAUAUAUUUUCUGAUAUAUAGACAUUUUGAUAGGCCCAUCUCAAAAAAUUCAACAACGUCCUGUAUAUUUCUAUUAGGAAGAGGCCUUUCUUUGACUGACUGUGCUUUAUGAAGAGCCUUAUUGAUCAGUACUGUAAGAAUAACCAUUUAAAUGUGCUUAAAAGUACAAGUAUCCAGAAUGACUGGCUACGUUGCUCAGUAUGGUUUGACUGAAGCCUCAAGAAUAUAACUUCAUUUAUUAAAACAUUAAAACUAAUGAAACUGUAUUUUGAUGCUAUGACCUUUUUGUAUUCUGACUAAUUGAAUAAUGUACUUCAAAACAUUGGGUGUUGUUUUUGGAGUUAUCUAUUCUUAUGGAAUAAAGCACAAGGAAUAAAGCACAAAAACAAAAAAAACAA
Salmo salar (Atlantic salmon) is the source of this 2081-nucleotide messenger RNA. RefSeq names its product inhibitor of growth protein 4. Lineage: Eukaryota; Metazoa; Chordata; Actinopteri; Salmoniformes; Salmonidae. Gene Ontology annotation, cellular component: nucleus. Gene Ontology annotation, biological process: regulation of DNA-templated transcription; positive regulation of apoptotic process. The record is from RefSeq and is a predicted model, not a curated record.